UCCGGUGUAGGUGACAUCUGAAAACAUACCCUCCAGGAAUGUAUGAUUUUUACGACAUUCUAGCUUUAUAUGGACAAUAAUUAACACACUAAUAUUUUUUUGUCACGCAGCCAGCACUGAAAACGAAUGGGGAUUGAAUUGCUUUGCCUCUGUUUCCUAUUUCUGCAAAGAAAUAACUAUGCGCAAGGGAUCUGUUCUCAGGAAAGUGCAGUGACUUGUGAAGAUUGUUUGCUUUCCGGACCACACUGCGCUUGGUGUUUUCAAGAGAAUUACACAGACUCGGCUGGAAUUCACAGGAGGUGUGAUACCCCAGAAAACCUUUUGUCAAAAGGAUGCCAGUUGAAUUUGAUUGAAUUUCCUGUUUCAGAAGUAGAAAUUCACAGAAACAAGCCCCUAACUGUAGCAACCCAGAAGAACAAUUCUGAUAUCACACAGAUUUCUCCUCAAAAAUUAACUCUCAGGCUGCGACCAGGACAUGAAGAAACAAUACAGAUCAAAGUCCGCCAAACUGAAGAUUAUCCAAUUGAUCUCUAUUACCUCAUGGAUCUUUCAGCCUCCAUGGAUGAUGAUCUGAAUACAAUCAAAGAACUGGGUUCAACUCUUUCUAAAGAAAUGUCAAAACUGACAAGCAACUUCAGACUGGGGUUUGGAUCUUUUGUUGAAAAACCGGUUUCACCAUUUAUCAAAACUACAGCUGCAGAAAUAAACAACCCUUGCAGAAGUGUACCAUAUGAGUGCUUACCCACCUUUGGAUACAAACAUGUUUUGCCACUAACAAAUGAUGCUGAAAAAUUCAAUGAAAUUGUGAAAGGACAGCAAAUCUCUGCUAAUAUAGACACUCCAGAGGGAGGAUUCGAUGCAAUUAUGCAGGCAGCUGUUUGCAAGGAAAAAAUUGGAUGGAGGAAUGAUUCUCUACAUUUGCUGGUGUUUGUGAGUGAUGCUGAUUCCCAUUUUGGGAUGGACAGUAAACUGGCAGGGAUUGUUAUUCCUAAUGAUGGGAACUGUCAUUUGGACCACAAUAAUGAAUAUUCCAUGUCAACUGUUCUGGAGUAUCCCACAAUUGGACAAUUAAUUGACAAACUUGUGCAAAACAAUGUUCUAUUAAUUUUUGCUGUAACAAACGAGCAAGUUCACACAUACGAGAACUAUGCAAAGCUUAUUCCUGGAGCUACUGUUGGACAACUACAGAAGGAUUCUGGAAAUAUUCUCCAGUUGAUCAUUGCUGCAUAUCAGGAGCUGAGGUCCGAGGUGGAGCUGGAGAUCUUAGGAGAGACAGAAGGGCUCAAUCUUUCUUUCACGGCCAUCUGUAACAAUGGGACCUUUUUUCCACAUCAGAGGAAAUGCUCUCAUGUGAAAGUGGGAGACACAGUCUCUUUCAAUGUGACUGUAAGUCUCUCCUCUUCUGAAAAAAACAGAAGGCAUAUUGUGAUAAAACCAGUGGGGCUCAGUGAUACGCUGGAAAUGGAAAUUCAGCCCCAAUGCAGCUGUAACUGUCAGGCAAAGGCCGAGAUGAACAGCCCAAAAUGCAAUGAAGGGAAAGGAUCGUUCGAGUGCGGGGUGUGCGUCUGCAGCCCCGGGUAUGUGGGGCCACGCUGCGAAUGUGACGAGAGCUCCCUCGGUGCCAGCUCUUGCAAGGGCUCGGCAGAGCAGAGCUCCUGCAGCGGGAGAGGCGACUGCUACUGCGGGCAGUGCCUCUGCCACCCAUCCCUAUACGGAAAGGUGUACGGGCCACACUGUGAAUGUGAUGACUUCUCGUGUGGGAGACACAGAGGACUCCAGUGUGCAGGCAAUGGUGACUGUGAUUGUGGGGAAUGCAUGUGCCACAGUGGAUGGACUGGUGAAUACUGCAAUUGCACAACUGACACCAGCGCCUGCAUUGCUGAGGAUGGGACGCUGUGCAGUGGGAGAGGCGAAUGCGUCUGUGGGUCGUGUGCUUGCACCCAUCCGGGGGCUUCAGGCCAAACAUGUGAAAAAUGCCCUCUCUGCGGUGACCCUUGCAGUUCCAGGCGGAGCUGUGUGGAAUGUCACUUGGCUUCUGAUGACAAGUCACUGGGAGAAUGCAGUGAAAAAUGCAAAUUCGUUGAUGCAACUGUCAGCACCACAAAGGAUUAUUCAGAGGAUAAAUCCAUUCCCUGCUCUUUGCAGGGGGAAAAUGAAUGUAUAACCACAUUUCUACUGGCUAUGGAUGAACAGGGAAGGACAGUCAUUCAUAGCAUAGAACAGAAAGAUUGCCCACAGCUUCCAAAUAUCCCGAUGAUAAUGGUGGGUGUCACCCUUGCUAUCCUUCUCAUUGGCAUCGUUUUACUUUGUAUAUGGAAAUUACUGGUGUCAGUUCAAGACCGAAAAGAGGUGGCCAAGUUUGAAGCAGAAAAAUCAAAAGUUAAAUGGCAAACGGAAACAAAUCCACUGUACAGAGGCUCAACAACCACUUUUAAAAAUGUGACUUACAAGAACCAAGAAAAGCAAAAAGGGGCCAUGGCUGCAGAUUUCUAUUAGCACCUCUGACACUACAAACUUAGAUUUACUGGCAGGAAAUCUAAAACCACUUGUUUCCUCUCAGCUGAUUAUGUGAUAUUUGUUUGCAUGUUGCAGUGGUAUAAUCAUUCUGUUAGAGAAAAAAUAUCUUGUGUUGGGAAAACUAUAGGUAAUGUAUUAGUGGUAAAGGUUAGUAGAAAUAUUUUCUAAAAAUACCUUUAAUAUUAAA
This is a messenger RNA of Cariama cristata (Red-legged seriema), 2704 nucleotides long. It is a transcript of the gene ITGB6, whose product is annotated as integrin, beta 6. Gene Ontology annotation, molecular function: integrin binding. NCBI's taxonomy places the organism in Eukaryota, Metazoa, Chordata, Aves, Cariamiformes, Cariamidae. The transcript has 15 exons. Gene Ontology annotation, cellular component: focal adhesion; integrin alphav-beta6 complex; cell surface. Gene Ontology annotation, biological process: cell adhesion mediated by integrin; integrin-mediated signaling pathway; cell migration. The record is from RefSeq and is a predicted model, not a curated record. The coding region runs from base 127 to 2496 and encodes 789 amino acids.